Molecule: messenger RNA, 1205 nt
Organism: Oncorhynchus nerka (sockeye salmon)
Lineage: Eukaryota; Metazoa; Chordata; Actinopteri; Salmoniformes; Salmonidae
Gene: eef1db
Product: eukaryotic translation elongation factor 1 delta b (guanine nucleotide exchange protein)
Exons: 9
Coding region: 114-995 (293 amino acids)
Biological process (GO): translational elongation
Cellular component (GO): cytosol; eukaryotic translation elongation factor 1 complex
Molecular function (GO): translation elongation factor activity; guanyl-nucleotide exchange factor activity
Source: RefSeq, a predicted model, not a curated record
CGGUUCACUCGCAUUUUAUUCUCCCACUCGUCACUCUUUCUGUUCUAGGCUCCCAGCUGAACAAUCGCACGAGGACCACCGGCCCGGUUAACCAACGACAUACAGAACACACCAUGAGUUCAGCAGUAGACUACUUUGUCCAGGAGAAGAUCUGGUUUGAUAAGCCUCGCUAUGACGAUGCGGAGAGACACUUCUACGAACGCAUUAACAGCACCUCACACCCAGCACAGGAGCUGGGAGCCAACACCAUCCUGCAGGACAUAGCCCGGGCCAGAGAGAACAUCCAGAAGUCCCUAGCAGGACUGAAGAAUUCGCUGUUACCUAGCAGAGGCUUUGAUCAACCCCAGAACCCCCAUCCUAGUGCAGCUAAUGGGGCAGGAGAUCAAGGCGAACUCAUCACACGGAUUAAGAGCCUGGAGCUAGAGAACAACAGUCUGAACCAAGUGGUGGAGGACCUGCGGUUGGCUCUGUCUAAAUUGGAGUGUCGGGUAGCGGUGCUGGAGAAAUCACCGUCGCCAGCUGCAGCCCCAGUCUCUGCAGCCCCCUGUACAAAUGGAACCUCUGUCCAGCAGCAGAAGACCAGCCCCCCAGUGGAGGAUGAAGAUGAUGAUGAUGAUGAUAUGGACUUGUUCGGCAGCGAUGAAGAGGAGGAUGCGGAGGCUGAGCGACUCAAAGAGCAGAGGCUGAAAGAGUAUGCAGAGAAGAAGGCAAAGAAACCCACCCUCAUCGCAAAGUCCUCCAUCCUAUUGGACGUCAAGCCUUGGGAUGAUGAGACAGACAUGGCUAAACUGGAGGAAUGUGUGAGGUCUGUUGUCGCUGACGGUCUACUUUGGGGUCAAUCUAAGCUUGUUCCUGUGGGUUAUGGUAUCCGGAAGCUACAGAUCCAGUGUGUUGUCGAGGACGACAAGGUCGGGACAGACCUGCUAGAGGAGGAGAUUACAAAGUUUGAGGACUUUGUCCAGAGUGUUGACGUAGCAGCCUUCAACAAGAUCUGAUUCUGACCUUCUUCCUUUUCAUUGGGCCCGUCCCACCUGGCACCCCAUUCACUCUGUCGUGCUCUACUUUAAGCCCUAUGAGCUGUUCAAAGGUAGUGCACUAUAUAGAGAAUAGCGUGUCAUGUGGGACGUAACCAUGUUCCCAGUCCGUCCCUUGCUGCUGUUUGUGUCACUCAUGGUUAAUAAUAAAGAGCUUUUGGUGCACUUUAA